Molecule: messenger RNA, 534 nt
Organism: Fusarium keratoplasticum
Lineage: Eukaryota; Fungi; Ascomycota; Sordariomycetes; Hypocreales; Nectriaceae
Product: DUF3669 domain-containing protein
Exons: 1
Coding region: 1-534 (177 amino acids)
Source: RefSeq, a predicted model, not a curated record
AUGCACCUAAACCAUGCCGUCGAGCUCGGUCUCGGGGUGGCGGAGAUCGCCUCGGGAAUGGCGACUGCCCUUGCGGUGAUGCACUGGGGGGCGAGGACGAAUGCGAGGGAUGUGGAAUUCGCCCUCGGGAGCGUCACGGAACCUCUGCCAAGUAUGAGCGCCGCAGAGAUCGCUGCCCUGCCCCCAAAUACCUGGACCGGGCCCCCUAGCGAUGACCUGGAAGACUUCCAUCAUCGAAAGACUGUUCUUUGGCUCUUUGACUUUAACCAGGUCAGGGCCAUCACCAUGGACGCCGAGGGCAUCGCCCAGGCAGUUGAGGCCUUCAGCAUCAACGACCCAUACUACCCAAGGCCACUGCAAGAGUCCCCAGUCGCCCAGGGUCUGUGGGACCAAUUUGUUCAAGUCUACCUAGACACAGCUGGGAGAGUCUUGACGGGUGAACGAGAGAUCUUGGAUCUCCCGAACCAGUUUGUUCAGGGGGUGGUGAGGAUGGAGAAGGAGAAGCAGGACAAGAGGAAGGCUAUGGAGGGUUAA